AUGAGUCUUCAAGUGAGGUCUCAGGAUAGAGAGAAUGAGAUUCAGGGUAUCGAGGAGGAAAUUCAAGAAUUGGAGAAACGAUUAGAAGAAGCGAAAUCCCGGUUAGCAGCCAAUCGAACAUCAUCCGCUCCAUCAUCUAGACAUCCCACUAAAGGGCUUGCUACCAAUAAUGCACCCCUCUCCCCCCAACCCAAUCAUUUUCUCCUUCUUCUCGCCGAUUCCGCCCUUCCACUCGGGUCAUUCGCCUUCAGUAGCGGUCUAGAAUCCUACCUCGCACACACCAAACCCAAAUCAUCAUUCCCGGAUUUCCUAGCCUUUUCACUCUCUUCUUAUUCAUCCACCACUCUCCCUUUCGUACUCGCUGCGCAUCGGAAUCCAAGAGAUCUGAUUGACCUCGAUGAUGCUCAAGAUGCAUCCAUCAUGUGUACCGUAGGAAGACGUGCUUCGAUUGCUCAGGGAAGAGCUUUGCUAUCUAUCUGGGAUCGAUCAUUUUCCGCUGCUCUGUCUUCGGAACUCUCUCCUUCUACCUCCGCCGCUGGAGUUGAUAUUUUGAGGGAGUUCUUCCUACUCCUAAAAUCUGCAUCCUCAGCACCUAAAACCACCUCCUCCGGAGAAUUACCUCCCAUAUCCGCCCAUUUCGCUCCUCUAUUCGGCGCCAUUGCAUCGACUGUAGGAAUCAGUCUAGAGCAGACGGCAUAUGUAUUCAUGUUAGGUCAUGUGAAGGCAUUGCUUUCGGCCGCGGUGAGAGCCAGUAUGUUUGGACCGUAUCAUGCACAGAAGGUUCUGGCGAGUGGAGAGGUGCAGAUGGGGAUCAAAGAUGCUAUUGAGAGGGAAUGGGAUACCAAGGUUGAGGAUGCAGGUCAAAGUGUACCGGUUAUGGAUUUGUGGAUUGGAAGACAUGAGAUGUUGUAUUCGAGGAUUUUCAAUAGUUGA
Sclerotinia borealis F-4128 is the source of this 933-nucleotide messenger RNA. Lineage: Eukaryota; Fungi; Ascomycota; Leotiomycetes; Helotiales; Sclerotiniaceae. The record is from the annotation of a GenBank genome assembly.